Messenger RNA from Magnolia sinica, 436 nucleotides. RefSeq names its product peroxisomal nicotinamide adenine dinucleotide carrier-like. Gene Ontology annotation, cellular component: peroxisomal membrane. Gene Ontology annotation, molecular function: FMN transmembrane transporter activity; AMP transmembrane transporter activity; coenzyme A transmembrane transporter activity. Lineage: Eukaryota; Viridiplantae; Streptophyta; Magnoliopsida; Magnoliales; Magnoliaceae. The transcript has 3 exons. Bases 15 to 257 code for a protein of 80 amino acids. The record is from RefSeq and is a predicted model, not a curated record.
AUAAUGUUAUACUGAUGCUCAAUCGGAGGAUUUUUGGUUGUUCGCAGGUAAGCAACCCUUCCAUACAAUUCAUGCUAUAUGAGACCAUGCUGAAGCAGCUGAAGGAAAGAUGCACCUUGAGUAAGAAAGCCAUAAAAGGAGUGACUGCGUUGGAGGUAUUUCUUCUUGGAGCUGUUGCUAAACUUGGGGCGACUAUUGUGACUUAUCCCCUGCUUGUUGUGAAGAUUUCUUCCUAUCGUGGUUUUGCUGGAAUAUGACUUUCUUUUGAACUUUCCUUGACGUGUUGAGCAACUACUACUGCAUGCUUAAUUUCUUUAACCAUUAUGCAAUACAUGAGCUGUGUUAAGUGAGUUGUCUACACAUCUAAACACCAUCUUAAGGAACUUAGAUUUUGCUAUUGUCUACACAUUCAAUUUGUGGCUAUAACAUAUUAUGU